UGUUCUUGCCCGCUUCCCAUCUUGUCGUUGACCGUAUUCGAUCCGGGUUAACAUUCUUGGGUCAUGGUAUAUUCGUUUCUGCAAAUCUGAUGCAUUGUUGGGUUUCUUCGUUUCUUUUCUGGGUUCGCCAGAUUUAGGACUCUCAUAGGCUCGGAUCUCGUUGCAUCACCGAGAAAGACAGCUCCUGAGGAAUGCCCUUUGAGAUGAGAUGCAUAUGAAGCUACGUGGACGGGUGAUUUUGAUAUAGUGGGGCAGUGUUUCGCGCGGCAUCUUAGAGGGCCGGAGGGAAUUUCGAUAACUCCGCAGCCAAGACCAAACUGUUGCUCUUGAUUUGGGUUGGAGGACGGAUUUUUGGAAGAGCAACGAUGAGGGGAGCGGUGCUGGUGGCGAUUGCCGCAACGAUGGGCAGCAUGUUGCAAGGAUGGGAUAGUUCCACCAUUGCAGGGACUGUUCUUUACAUCAAGGAAGAGUUUGAUCUGCAGGAUCAACCAACAAUAGAAGGACUAAUAGUAGCUAUGUCGCUUAUUGGAGGCACAGCUAUAACAACCUUUUCAGGACCUCUUUCGGAUUCUGUUGGACGACGUCCGAUGAUGAUAAUCUCCUCGGUGCUAUACUUCGUCAGCGGCCUAAUAAUGCUGUGGGCUCCGAGUGUGUAUAUGCUGCUCUUGGGAAGGUUAUUUGACGGCUUUGGUAUUGGAAUCGCCGUCACUCUUAUACCGAUCUACAUAUCUGAGACCGCCCCCUCUGAGAUAAGAGGACAGCUCAACACAAUUCCGCAAUUUGCCAAUUCUGGCGGGAUGUUUCUCUCUUAUUGCUUGGUAUUCGGAAUGUCACUGAUGGAGUCAGCAAGCUGGCGAUUGAUGCUCGGAGUCCUUAGUCUGCCGUCUCUGUUAUAUUUCAUGUUGACGGUGUUUUUCUUGCCCGAAUCUCCCCGUUGGCUCGUGAGUAAAGGAAGGAUGAACGAGGCCAGACAGGUUCUCCAGAGACUAUACGGGAGAGAAGAUGUUUCGGGUGAGUUGGCUCUGCUGGUCGAAGGUCUCAGCGUCGGAGGCGAAACAUCUAUCAAAGAGGUAAUAGUCCUCCCAGUGAAAGAGAUCAAUCCAUACCAGCAAGAAGGUGCAGAAACAGAUAAAAUCAGGCUAUACGAAACCCAGAUGGACUAUCCAGGGGUCGGCAAAACUCCGACUGGGCAGAAUAUUCCCAACAAUGGGUCCCGGUGGGGAAGUGUACAGAACCAAAGCGUUCCGCUUAUGGAUCCAAUUGUCACAAUGUUUGGCAGUGUCAGCGAUUCGCCUUUGCAGAGAGGAAGCAUGCUCAGCACAGUGUUCCCAAACUUUGGAAGCGUCUUCAGCACGGUGGACAACACUAAUGAUAAGAAUUUGCACUUGGAUUUGGAGACCCAGGGAGAUUGCGAUGACUAUGCUUCGGACGACGGCGGCGACCAGGAUGAGAGCUUGGAGACACCGCUUCUUUCUCCCGAGGCGAGUGCCAUAGGCAAGGACCAUGCCAAUCAGGCAUCUCAUGGAAGCCAUUUGAGCACACGACUAGCAAGCAAGCUAAUGCAGGAGGAUGCGGGCGAACCGAUCAACAGCACGGAUAUUGGUAGUGGUUGGAAGCUAGCGUGGAAAUGGUCAGGGAGAGAAGGAGAGGAUGGCGUGAAAGGAGUUAAGAGGAUCUAUUUGCAUCAGGACAGCACAGUUGAUGGUUCUCGGCAGGGGUCAGCUCUUUCGAUCUCGGGUGUCGGUUAUCACGAAGAGGGCGAAUUGAGUCGCGCAGCUGCUUUGGUUAGCCAGUCUGUUCUUUUCUCUCAGGACAUGAUGGGUCGGACUCCAGAGGGUCUAGCAACGGUUCAGCCGCCAAGAGCUGCUACUAGUGGGCCUAGCUGGCGUGACCUCUCCGAACCAGGAGUGCGUCGAGCGCUGGUUGUUGGAAUUGGCCUUCAAGUUCUUGAGCAGCUGUCGGGCAUAAACGGAGUCCUCUACUACGCUCCUCAAAUCCUCAAGCAAGCAGGUGUUGAUGUUCUUCUGUCAGGCAUGGGCAUUAGCACUGAUUCUGCAACCUUUCUGAUAAGCAGCAUCAUGACAUUCACUAUGCUACCGUGCCUAGCCGUUUCGAUGAAGCUAAUGGACGUGGCGGGAAGAAGGUCUCUCUUGCUCUCCACCAUCCCUAUCCUGGCACUGUCUCUCCUUGUCCUAGUUGUCAGCAGCAUCUUCAAUCUCGGUUCCGUCGCAUCCGCAGUAAUAUCAACCAUCGGCGUCAUGGUUUAUCAGAGCAUCUUCUGCAUGGCAUACGGAGUGAUACCGAAUAUCAUGUGCUCGGAAAUCUUCCCUACCAAGGUCCGUGGGCUGUGCAUAACCAUCUGCGCUCUCACGUAUUGGGCAGGGAACAUCACCGUAACCUACUCGCUUCCCGUAUUGCUCAACUCGAUCGGCCUUGCCGGUCUUUUCUCAAUAUAUGCUCUUGGGUGCAUCGUGUCGUGGAUAUUCGUGUUCUUGAGGGUUCCCGAGACCAAGGGCAUGCCUCUAGAGGUCAUCUCCGAGUUAUUCGCCGCAGGCGCUAAGCAGGCUUCCGGCGAUAAUGAUAGCUAAGGGGGUUGUUAUGGCACCGGGUUCCGGUUUCUUGCACACUAUCAACCGCGAGCUAUGAACUUGGAAGUCCUAGAAACUAAUGUCGAGCAUACUGAGUUCCUAGGGGGCACAUCAGUCUUAUUUUUUGUCCCAUUUUUGCAUGCAUUACAUAUCCGAGCACCC
This is a messenger RNA of Rhodamnia argentea, 2750 nucleotides long. Its product is annotated as monosaccharide-sensing protein 2-like. The transcript has 5 exons. Gene Ontology annotation, biological process: transmembrane transport. NCBI's taxonomy places the organism in Eukaryota, Viridiplantae, Streptophyta, Magnoliopsida, Myrtales, Myrtaceae. Gene Ontology annotation, molecular function: myo-inositol:proton symporter activity. The record is from RefSeq and is a predicted model, not a curated record. Gene Ontology annotation, cellular component: membrane. Bases 366 to 2588 code for a protein of 740 amino acids.